AAACGUGUUUCUGACCGCAAAUCCGUAUUCCUCAGUAAUCCUAACCAACCGUAUAGUUUUACUUUAUUCAAUUUAUUCCACGCUAAUUAUCGCAAACUUCUAGUUCGGAUUAGGUGAUUAUUAAAUAUCCUGAAAUCUUUUCAAUCGCUAAUAUAUUAAAGGCACGUGGUCAGGUAUAAGUUCUAUAAAGUGACGAAAUUUUAAGCCUACGUACGAGCCAUUGCCACCGAGCAAAGUUUGAAAUACGUUAAACAAGCGUGUCUAUUUACUUUUUGGCAAAAUUUUUCAACCGAAUCUCAAGACUUUAUAUACAUCAAAAAAAUUAAAUAUGUGGUCGUUCAUGUUUACUAUACUAUCAGCCGUGUUGGUGGUAACAGUUAUGGUACUGAGAUUCAAAGGCAGAAGAAAACGAAUAUUGGCUGCUCCAAUACCAGGUCCGUGUGGAUCUUUAUUAAUUGGUUCAAUACCGUUAUUAAUUCAUGGGCCGGAAAAAAUCAUAAAAAAUGUACGAGAAGUAUACCGAACGUAUGAGAAUUCGUUGUUUAAAAUGUGGGUAGGUCCUAAAUUAUGUAUUGUAAUCACGCGGCCAAUAGAUAUAGAAUUUGUUAUGACAAAUCCAAAGUUGAAUAAGAAAUCGGUAGAAUACAGUAUUCUGCGUGAAUCCAUUAUGGGCCAAGGAAUAUUUUCCAUCAACGACACUAUAAAGUGGAAGUAUAACAGAAAAAUGGUAUCCGAAGGAUUUAGUUUUCCAAUUAUAAAAUCGUUUAUCCCAAUAUUUCACGAAGAAGCCAAUGUCCUUGAAAAAAUUCUGCAAAAUAAGUGUGAUUCGGUGUCAAACGAGUGCGAUAUAAGCGUACCGAUAAGUAUGGCCACAAUGGAAAUGAUAGGAAAAACAGCAUUAGGUGUACAAUUUAACGCUCAAUAUUACGGGCAUCAUCGAUUCGUCGAAAAUUUACAAACGGCAAUGCUAACAUGGGAAUAUAGAAUCUCACAUCCGUGGUACUUGAGCAAAACAUUAUUCCGCCUUUCAACUGUUAAAUACCAACACGAUCGAAGUCAAAAAAUCAUAAACGAAUUCACAGAUGACAUAAUUAAAAAAAAAAUUAACGAGUUAAAGCAAAAUAACGACGAUGAAAAAAAACCAACUUGGGACAGCGAAGACGUUAGCCGAAAAACGAAAACAUUUAUAGAAGUUCUCCUAGGGAAUUACCAUAAUAUGUCCCAUGAACAAAUACGAGAUGAGCUUAUAACAAUUAUGAUUGGAGGGCAAGAAACAACCGCAAUAGCAAAUGCUUGUACAAUUUUUAUGUUGGCACAUCAUCAAGACGUUCAGAACAAGGUGUUUGAAGAGUUGGAAUUGAUAUUUUCUGUCGGGGAUCCAACAAGGACGCCUACUUAUGAAGAUUUACAACAAAUGACAUAUCUCGAACGGGUAAUCAAGGAGACGUUGCGGCUUUUCUCUCCUUUACCAUUAUUAGGGAGGAGUUUAGAUGAAGAAAUGAAAAUAGGGGAAUACUUAUGUCCAGCAGGUUCAACGCUGUUAAUUUUUCCACUUUUUGUGCAAACGAGUCCAAAGUAUUACUCCGAUCCGGAAAAGUUUAACCCGGACAACUUCUUACCAAACGCGUGCCGUAGCCGACAUCCAAACGCUUUCUUACCGUUCGGUGCAGGAUAUAAAAAUUGUAUUGGAAUCAAGUACGCCAUGUUUCAAAUUAAAACAGUUGUAUCGACACUAGUACGAAGAAAUAUAUUUGCUCCAUCAAACAGGUGUCCGACACCGGAACACCUGAGACUAAUGUUCUUAACGACAUUGAAAUUCGUCGACGGUUGUCACGUCAAAAUAUUACCAAGAACCUCAAUACCUCAUAUAAUACAGACAUGAAUAAAAAUAUUUACAGUAUCAAUAUUUUUUAAAGAAAUGUAUGUUUAUUGAUAUAAUAGUUUUUACUUAGAUAUUGUAGUGAAACAAUUUUUAUCAUUUUUGUCGAGUCGAUCAAUCAUUUGUACUGGAUCAA
This is a messenger RNA of Sipha flava (yellow sugarcane aphid), 2015 nucleotides long. RefSeq names its product cytochrome P450 4C1-like. NCBI's taxonomy places the organism in Eukaryota, Metazoa, Arthropoda, Insecta, Hemiptera, Aphididae. Gene Ontology annotation, molecular function: iron ion binding; heme binding; oxidoreductase activity, acting on paired donors, with incorporation or reduction of molecular oxygen. The coding region runs from base 329 to 1882 and encodes 517 amino acids. The record is from RefSeq and is a predicted model, not a curated record. The transcript is spliced from 7 exons.